This is a messenger RNA of Ictalurus furcatus (blue catfish), 1208 nucleotides long. RefSeq lists its product as uncharacterized. NCBI's taxonomy places the organism in Eukaryota, Metazoa, Chordata, Actinopteri, Siluriformes, Ictaluridae. The transcript has 3 exons. Bases 16 to 648 code for a protein of 210 amino acids. The record is from RefSeq and is a predicted model, not a curated record.
UCCUCCCGGAGUGCCAUGAGUAAGGUAAGCACACAGCGUGGUAUUUCCACUCCCAGCCCCUCUACGCCGUGUGUUUCUCUGUGCAGGGACCGUGCACCUUUCCCAGCCGUGGUCUCCGUCACGCCGGCGCCAACACACCUCGGGCCUUGGGUGAACCAGCGGCGGAAGGCGCGGGCUGGACCCUCUCCACCUCCGGUGUUCGAGAUUCCAACCAGGAACCGCUUCGCCCCUCUCCGCCAGACCAGACCCAACGCUGUGAUCGUCGGGGACUCCAUUGUGCGGAACGUCCGUGUAGCCUCAUCUAAAGGUAAGGUGCGCACACACUGUUUUUCUGGUGCUUGUGUCCUUGAUGUCGCUGCGCAGGUAUCCGGGAUCCUGAAGAAGGACGAGCGCAUUGGAGCGGUUGUGCUGCACGCGGGGACGAACGACACCAGGCUGCGGCAGACGGAGGUUCUGAAGAGGGACUUCUCCAGCCUGAUCGAGACGGUACGAGGCAGAUCACCCACCGCGAAGAUCAUCGUCUCUGGACCUCUUCCCACAUACAGACGUGGAGCAGAAAAGUUGUUUCGUCCUGAUGGCCUGCACCCCAGCAGCCUUGGAGCGGAACUGCUAUCAGACAACAUUUCCAAGGCGCUACACUCCAAGUGACUGCCUAGCCCCCACAUGAAUUUAUGGAGAUACUAGAGAUCCAGAUCCUUUCUGCCUCUGGAUGGAGCUCAAAUCUUCUCUAAUUCCAGACUGCUGGGACUACGGCUGCUCCUAAGGCCAUACAGACUUCAUAUAAAUCCAUAAUGAACUUUUUCACACUAUCUGUUGUUACCCAGAUGAGGAUGGGUUCCCUUCUGAGUCGGGUUCCUCUCAAGGUUUCUUCCUCUUAAAACAUCUUCGGGAGUUUUUCCUUGCCACCGUCGCCACUCAGUGGCUUGCUCAGUUGGGAUAAAUUCGCAUCUUUAAUAUCUGUAUACCAUGUUGAUAUUUCUGUAAAGCUGCUUUGAGACAAUGUCUAUUGUAAAAAGCGCUAUAGAAAUAAAAUUGAAUUGAAUUGAAUUGAAUGAGUCAUCCCAUUUAAUUGGCGGACCCGGCCCCCUGGACUGAAUGUCCCAGGCAGAGCCAGGAAACUGCACGGUGUUCUUGGCGGCGCAGGGAAGCGGAGCGACGUCCUCGGCGUAGCAGGGAAGCAGAGCGACAUCCACAGCCGGGCAGGCAGG